Messenger RNA from Cheilinus undulatus (humphead wrasse), 9730 nucleotides. It is a transcript of the gene ric1, whose product is annotated as RIC1 homolog, RAB6A GEF complex partner 1. Lineage: Eukaryota; Metazoa; Chordata; Actinopteri; Labriformes; Labridae. The transcript is spliced from 27 exons. Gene Ontology annotation, molecular function: protein binding. Bases 473 to 4804 code for a protein of 1443 amino acids. Gene Ontology annotation, biological process: intracellular protein transport; retrograde transport, endosome to Golgi. Gene Ontology annotation, cellular component: Ric1-Rgp1 guanyl-nucleotide exchange factor complex; cytosol; Golgi membrane. The record is from RefSeq and is a predicted model, not a curated record.
UGCGAGGCACAGAGGAGUGAAAACUGGACGCCUCACCGCUAACAAACACCGUUGGUGCAGACGUUGUAAACAUUGAGAGGGCAGCGGGAGUGAAAGUUAACCGACCCCUUUGUCCGCAACAGUACGCCGUCUGUUGCUGUAUGGUGUCGUUUGGAGCCUGGCUGCUUUUAUUUUCGGCUUGGACUGUCGCUGCUUUGGAUAGCUCAUUAGCUUCAAGUUGGAAAGCCAAUGCUAGCCGAUAGCUAGCAGUGUAGCUCCAUCGGCUGCUGGGAUCUCACUGUAAGGCAUUCAUGGAUUGAUAUCCUGGCCAGCGUUAACGCUGGGCUCCAUGUACCUUUUACAAGUCUUUAUUUGGGGGAUAACACCACCAAUGACUCACUUGGAUUAAGAUACUCUUGGAGGAAUAAAGGGGCACCCACGACCUGGCAUUGCGACACUGUUUUGAGUGUCGAGUCGGAGUGAGUUUGCCGUCAUGUAUUUUCUAACCGGCUGGCCCCGAAGGCUGCUUUGUCCGCUCAGGAGCGAAGAGGAGCCCUUCCACAUCCAGCCCAGUUCCCAGAGGUUUUACUUCGCCGUGCUUUCAGAGACGCAGCUCAGCAUCUGGUUUAGUCGGCCAAGUGUUUUGAUCGUUAGCUACAUCGAGUCUGCAAAGGCGGCGGCCCAGUUUGGCUUCUACCAGAAAGCAGAAUGGAAACCAGACGACUCCAUGAUAGCUGUGGCGACGGCCCACGGCUACAUCCUCUUGUUUGAUGUGUUGGGUGGAGGGGACGAUAAGUAUCUCUAUGAGCCUGUGUAUCCAAAAGGAAGCCCUCGUGUGAAGGUGACCCCGGGUUAUAAGGAGGAACAAUGUGCCCCCGCUCUGUCUUUAGAGAUGAAGAAGCCUGUGGAUCUGGAGGCCCCGAUCACCAGUCUGCAGUCCCUCCAGGAGGACCUGCUGGUGUGCACCGCAGACGGAUACCUCCAUGUGCUGCACUGGGACGGGUUGGGCAGCAACGGACGCAAAGCCAUCUGCCUCACUACCAUCCCCUUCUCGCUAGAUCUGCAGUCUGCUCGAGGUGGUCCCUCUCUGGAUCUGGAAGGAGUCUAUAUCCGCUGUAUGGAGUAUUGUGUGACUUUGGACGGCUUCGCUGUGGUUCUGAGUGAUGGCCGCCUGGGCUUCAUCACGCCGCUCAGCAAUACCAUCACAGCAGAUCAGCUGCAGGGGGUCUGGGCGGCGGACGUGACCGAUGGCACCUGUGUGGCUGUCAACAACAAGUACAGACUGAUGGCCUUUGGCUGUGCCAGCGGCUCAGUGCUGGUCUACAUGAUAGACACCACGACAGGAUCCAUGCAACUCUCCCAUAAACUGGAGCUCACGCCGAAACACUACCCAGACAUCUACAACAAGACAGGCCCAGUCAAGCUCAUCUGCUGGUCACCUGAUUACAGCGUCGCCAUGGUUACCUGGGAGUGCGGUGGGCUGUCGCUGUGGAGCGUCUUUGGAGCUCACCUCAUCUGCACUCUGGGCGAGGACUUUGCGUAUCGUUCUGAUGGUACAAAGAAGGACCCGAUUAAAAUCAGCUCUAUGAGCUGGGGAGCAGAGGGCUACCACCUGUGGGUGCUCCCUCUCAAACAUGAGAGGAGAAAGCAUGAGGAGCAGGAGGAGGAGGAGAUGCUCACAACUCCUCACUCAUCCCUUCAGGCGGGCAUACUUCAGUUCCACUUCAUCAAGUCUGCCCUCACAGUGAACCCAUGCACGAGUAACCAGGAGCAGGUGUUGCUCCAUGGUGAAGACCGCCUCUACCUGACCUGUGGCGACCCCACGCAGGUCAACAGCACCUCUGACGCACACCCACACACACACCUUCACCCACGUGAUGGCAGUCCGCUGCACCAUCCCCCAAACCCCGAAUCCUCUCUCUCUCAGGGACUCAGCACUUUACUCGGACACAAGCACUGGCACGUGGUCCAGAUUCACAGCACAUACCUAGAGAGCAACUGGCCUAUAAGGUUUGCUGCCAUUGACUCAGCGGGUCAGUGCAUGGCUGUAGCAGGACGGCGGGGAUUUGCACACUACUCGUUAUUCACGAGGAAAUGGAAACUGUUUGGAAAUAUCACUCAGGAGCAGAACAUGACAGUAACAGGAGGUCUGGCGUGGUGGAACGACUUUGUGGUGGUGGCUUGUUACAAUUUUACUGACCAGCAAGAGCAGCUGAGGCUGUAUCAGCGCUCAACCAACCUGGACAAUGCCUUUGCAUCUGUCACCAAGCUGCACUCUGACACCCUGCUGCUAAACGUCUUCAGAGACAUGGUCAUCCUGUUCAGAGCCGACUGCUCCAUCUGCCUUUACAGCAUAGAGAGGCGGAGUGACAGUCCACAUCCAACAGCCAGUGUGGAGUUGUUGCAAGAGGUUUCAAUGUCCCGCUACAUCCCUCAUCCUGCCCUGGUCGUUUCUGUCACUCUCACUUCUGUGCGCACAGAGACCGGGAUUACAUUGAAAGCCCCGCAGCAGGCCUGCAUGGCAGAGAGCAUCAUGUUGAACCUGGCUGGCCAGUUGAUCAUGCUGCAGAGGGACCGUUCAGGACCACAGGUACGAGAGAAGGAGACGCCCGCCAACAACAAGAAGCUGCUACCGUUCUGUCCUCCGGUUGUCCUUGCCCAGUGUGUAGAGAAUGUGUGGACAACCUGUCGCUCCAACAAGAAAAAGCGCCACCUUCUUGAGGCCCUUUGGUUGUCCUGCGGUGAAGCAGGCAUGAAAGUCUGGCUGCCGCUUUUUCCCCGAGACCACCGAAAGCCCCACACCUUCCUGUCCAGACGCAUCAUGCUGCCCUUCCACAUCAACAUCUACCCUCUGGCCGUGCUGUUCGAGGACGCCCUCGUACUUGGGGCAACCAAUGAGACUGUCCUCUACGAUGGGCUGCAGGGAUCUUCCGAGCCACUGGAGGCGCUGUUUCCUUUCUGUACUGUGGAGAGAACCUCUCAGAUCUACCUCCAUCACAUACUGAGGCAGCUGCUGGUUCGCAACCUGGGUGAACAGGCGUUGAUGCUGGCUCAAUCAUGUGCCUCCCUCCCUUACUUCCCACACGUCAUGGAGCUCAUGGUGCACGUGGUGCUGGAAGAAGAGGCCACAUCACGGGAGCCCAUCCCCGACCCUCUGCUCCCCACUGUGGCCAAGUUCAUCACAGAGUUCCCUCUCUUCCUCCAGACCAUCGUCCACUGUGCCAGGAAGACGGAGUACGCUCUGUGGAACUACCUGUUUGCUGCCGUGGGAAACCCCAAAGAUCUGUUUGAGGAGUGCCUCAUGGCUCAAGACUUGGACACAGCAGCCUCAUAUCUCAUCAUACUUCAGAACAUGGAGGUUCCAGCAGUGAGUAGACAGCAUGCCACUCUCCUCUUCAACACAGCGCUGGAGCAAGGCAAGUGGGACCUCUGCCGGCACAUGAUCCGAUUCCUCAAAGCCAUUGGCUCUGGGGAGAUGGAGACUCCACCCCCGACACCAACCACUCAGGAACCCAGCUCAACUGGAGGGUUUGAGUUCUUCAGAAAUCGCAGCAUCAGUCUGUCACAGUCGGCAGACUCUGUCACUACGGGGAAAUUCAACCUGCAGAAGACCUUCAGCAUGCCGUCUGGACCCUCAGUCAAAGGUCGAGAUGGAGAGUGUGCAGAGAACAUGUACAUCGACAUGAUGCUCUGGCGUCACGCUCGCCACCUCCUGGAGCAGGUUCGCCUACGGGACCUGGGAUGUUUCUCCGCACAGCUCGGCUUUGAACUCAUUGGCUGGUUGUGUCGGGAACGGAAUCGCGUGGCCCGCAUUGAUGACUUUGUUUCUGCGCUGAAGAGACUCCAUAAGGAUUUUCUCUGGCCCUUUCCUGUUAUCCCUGUGGGAAGCCUGAGCUCGCCGCUGAAGAAUGGACGCUGUCGUACGGUUCUGAGCACACGCCUGUUGAAGUCGCAGUCAGCUGACAGCCUGCUAAACAGCGACAUGGACACAGUGCCCCCUCAGGCAGCUUCAACCAACCACACCUGGCUGGACGGACUCGGGCAGAGACCCAAAGACAUGGACACGGGCUCAUCGGCUCACUCCAACCAACACUCACCUCAGACCCAUGAUGCUUUCCUGUCCCUGCUCACCAACAAAGUGGAGGAGUACAGCGUCGGCUCAGCCACAGACCUAACAGAGACGAGCUCGGUGGUGGAUGGCGAUUGGACGAUGGUGGAUGAGAACUCCUCCACUCUGAGCCUGAGUCAGGCCGAGCUGGAGCACAUCUCCAUGGAGCUGGCCAACAAAGGGCCACACAAGUCACAGGUGCAGCUCAGAUAUCUCCUGCAUGUGUUCAUGGAGGCGGGCUGUCUGGAGUGGUGCAUCGUGAUUGGUUUGAUCCUUAGAGACGCCAAUGUAAUAAAACAGGUGAUUGGCUUCCUGGACAGCCCCGAGGUUCCCCAAGAGACUGUGCAGAGUGUUCGAAACGGCUUAUUGGCUGUCGACGCAUGGGCUUCCACUGACUGCCUUGGCUACAAACCGUUCCUGAACCUGAUUCAACCACAGCUGCAGCAGCUCAUGGACUCUGCAGCUGGCGAGCCGGUGCAGCCCGAGGCCUUCCAGCCAAGCAGCCAGAGCUCCAAGCUCGGCAGCUCUGAGGGGCCAGGAGGCGCUGCCGCACCACGCACGGAGGACAGCAGAGGAGCAGGGUCUCAGCUCGGACUGUCUCUGCCCUCCCUUGAACCUGCGGGGGGGUUUUCCCGGCCGCCCUCUGAAGACUGUCCUCCCGAGCAGACAGAGGAGCAGGAAGAUGAGGAGGGAGCCUACGACUGCACCUUGUCCUGAAGUCAGGAGCCUCCUCUGGACUCUAACCUGUGAACUCAUGAGCCUCAGGAGGAAAGGAGGAAAUAGACUUUAUUUUAUGAGUGUGUAUGUGAAUGGAUGUGUGUGUGCGCGUGCUCAGAAAGUUCCUCUGCUGCGGGUUCUUGUUACAGUCAGUAUUAUCCACUCUUCAGAUUUUGCCCUUUGUGUCGACUCCUGUGGAUACUGAGCUACAAACAGUGACACACAACACAACUGGCAAAAGAUGUCAGCACAGAAGGAGGGACACUGAUGGAUCCUUUUUAACAGGCCUCAUUUUACCAAAAUAUGCUGUUAAACAAAACCACCUUUGUCUGUGCAUUUAAACAUGAGGUUGUGGCGUCUAAAGGCUGUAGAGCAGCACAGAGAAGCGCCAGGAUCUUUCUAUUCAAAGACAAAUGUUUUUUUUGUGUGUGUAACAUUUCUUAGGCACUCAAUUCAAGUGCAUCUGGAGACUUUAACCAGACAAAAAACUUUUUUUUUUUUCAUGCAAAAAAGUGUGCGUGUUUUAUCACAGCUUCAUGAUACGUCAGUAGAACAAAGCUCUCCAGUCAUGAUCGGUUGUACGAACACCGAAGUGUGUCACAGCUGACAGAGAGUGCAGUGUGGAGAGGUGUUUCAUACUUUCAUACCUCAUAUAAUUUAAAAAUAUUUUGUGAUACAUUUUUCAAUAAUGUAACUGUGUACAAGAAGACAUUAUUUUUCUAACACCACCUUGUCCCUGUAAAAGAAAAACACUCAUGGUAUGAAUUCUAUGUAAUUCUCGAAGUGAUGACCUUAAGGUUUCUAAGAAAACGAUCUGUGAGAAGAAUCCACUGAUGUGAGUGCGGAUUCGUUCCUUACCUCUCUGUUCGUGUCUUUCUCAUGCAGACACCCCCCUUUUUCGCUAGAGUCCAUCCUACUAAAGAGCAGAUCGAUGUUAAGCCUGCCUGAGGUGAGAGUAUUCAAGGCUGUAGGGAAGGGCUCGAACAUGCGCUAUUUAAACCAAAUCAUGUGAUGCUUUAUCCAGCUUUUAACCCACAUUUAAGUUCAAGUCUCCAUGUUGGAGACUAAAAGUGUGGUCUCAUCAGUGCUGCAAAUUGUGUGAAUAAAUCCAUCCUGUUAUUUUAGAUUUAUCUUUUAUUGAAGAAACGUUGUUUGAUCCCUUUGGUAGAGGUGGGGUUGUCAGAAUUUGUACACUUGUUUUAAUAUGAUGGGUCCUAAAAAUGUUUAAGAUCAGUCAAGACUCAAAUUCAUAAGAGCUGUAGUAAUCAUGACUAAAAGCAAGCAAAAGAGAGAGGGAUGUUGUACGUUUUUAAUUCAGACAGUGUGAAGGAGUUUGCUUUUAGUUUUAAAAAUAGUUAUAAGACUGGAAUUUUAAAAUUUGAUAUAAUACACUAAAAAAUGUAGGUGCCCAAUAUUAGUUUUCAAUUAUCAAAAAUUGCAAGAAAACUCAUGCGCACUGUCUAAAUAGCACAGAGUAUUGGCAUCAUUUAGGACCAAAAAGUUUAAGCAGUAUGCAGGAGUUUGCUUGAAUCUUUGGAUAAUUUAAUUAAGGGUUUUCAUGAUACAAUAACCCAUGAUAUCAGUAGCUGUUUUGAUAAUGGAAGGACUAAAAUGAAUGUCCUAGUCACCCAAUAAUGGGUCAUUUCUUGUUUUUAACUUCCAAAAAUUGCAAGCAAAUUGCUGAACAUUGUCUAAAUCAGCAGUGGGCAACUGGUGGUCUGGGAGCCACAUGCACCCCUCCCCCUCACUCACUGUGGCCCUCAAGUUAAUUUUAGAUAUCUAAAAACAUGAAAAAUAGACACAUUUGUAUAAUUAUCUUUGAUUACAAGUAUAUGUAAUAUGUAUAAAAUUUAGGGCUGUCAAUUAAUCACAUUAAUUGUGAUUAACUACACUCUACAAUCAGUGCUGUAAUUUCUUAUCACGAUUAACCACAUGCUUUUUUUUGGUCUCUUUUAACAAACUUUGGUUAAGCCACUGCAGCCACAGUGAUGUUAAAUAAGUAGAGCUGUCAAGAUUAAUCAAGUUAAUCGCGAUCAAUCAAGGUCCACAGUUAGUGCUCUAAUCUUUUUUUUUGUCUCAAGCUUUGUUGUCCCUUUUAAUGUAGUUUGACAAAGGCAUAAUCACUGUCUUCCUGCAGCUCCAGCGAUGUAAAGUAAGACCACCACUGAUCAUUACUGUCUCAUUUCACUUUUAAAAAACUACAGACAGCUCUGUGGAAAAGUCAAGUCAUCUUAACCUUUUUAAUGUUCUCUUAUUUCCUUUUAAAUCAUAACAAGCUCUUUUUUCUGUGGUUAAGUUCAUGUUAAAAUAUUCUAUCUACCAAUAAAAGUAGGUCUGUAUCUAAACAGGAAGUUAAUUACCCUUAGUUUAAGACAGAAGAAUCAGAAAUAACAUAAAAUAUUUCAAAUUGCAAAAUACUGGUAUUUUAAAAUGUGAAAAAAAGAUAGUGAUUGAUUGCAAUUAACUACAGAAAUCCUUAGAUUGAUUGCAAUUAAAAUUUCAAUCUAUUAAAAGCCCUUUGUUUUUCUUUUUAAAUCCAUAACAAGUUCCUUUUUCUGUGGCUAAGUUCAUGUUAAAGUGUUCAAUCUCUAUGAAGGUCUGUAUUUAAACUGCAAGUCAAUUACCCUUAGUUUGACGCCAAAAAUGACACAAAAACAGUUUUGAAUGCAAAAUAGUAGAAUUUUAGAACAAGAUAAAAAAAAGGAUGCAGUUAAUCGUGAAAUUCUGGAAUUAAUCAUGAUUAAAAAUUUUAACCUUUUGACAGCUCUAGAAAUAAGUGAACUAUAACAACGUAACCAUUUGAUAACACAAGGUUCAGAUGACUUCUGACUUGUGCACUGAGCUGAGAUAUUAAUUGCAACUAAUGCGAUUAAUCUUGACAGCCCUAACAUAAGUAAUAAUAAUUGUUAAAUUGAGAGUAUUUCACAGUUCCCAACAAUUUGGACCUCUGCUAGUGCAAAUAAAAUUGAUGCAGGCCUCUCGGUAACCAAAGUUGCCCAUCCCUGAUCUAAAUUUGACAAAUACAUCCGCACAGUGUGGUACCCAACAUUGCCAACAUAAUUGUACAAUUUAGACAGUGUGCAGGAUUUUUCUGCAAUUUUUGAUUGGUCUAUUAUUUUCCUCUUUGACAUAAAUGUUAUUUUCUAUUUUGGAAAGCUUAGGUGCUUUUUGAUACUUUCAAUAAAUAGAAAUAUCAGACUUUAUUAUUUUAAAGCAUUUUAUUAAAAAUCGAUGAAGUAUAGACUAUUUUGACAACCUUACUUUGUAAGUAAGCUGAAUAUUUUAAGCCUAAAACUUUGAUUUUUAUCUUCAAAGUAUAAAAUGGGUAUCAAUAUUGUUUGACUUUUCUUGCAAAGGUAUCUCGGUUCAAAUUCUGAUCUAGUCAGAUGAUUCAGUAUGACAUGCCCCUCCCUAAUACUUCUAAACUUGACGAGCCCUCAGAUAGCAGCAUGAUACUAAAAGAAUGUUUUGUGUAAAAACACAGAUUUCUGAUACUUAACCAGCUUUGACCAACAUUACACAUCCUGCCAGCAUUUUAUUGUUGCUGUUUGUUAUUGUCGCACAUUUUUUGAACCAGUUAUGUUUCGGGACAAUUUUGCAAACCGUAUUUAAGGCUGUAUUGGAUUUCUACACCGAAGCUGUUACUGGUACCAGAACAACUUUACUCAUCAGUACUUUUAAAGCGACAUGCCAUUAUCUUUUUAUCUCGCCUUGGUUGUCAUUGCAGCAUUAUUGUGUAACACGAUAAGGACUUUAUUUUUCGUCCAGAUCAAGAUACAUAUCACAUCCCUGAACUGCUUCAGACAAUGGUCGCUGAUUUCGUCACGUGUGCUUCUGUGUUUCCGAGUGUGUGUACCACAUUGUAUUGACAUGCAAUUUGUUUAAAUGGUAUUAGUCCUCAUAUUUACCAUUAUUUAUUGGCAUUAUAGCUGAGUGGUCAUCUAUUAAAUUAUGAUGCUUGGUUUGUUUUAUAACUGAUUAGAUUUUUUUCCCCCUUUAAGUUAAUCAAAGUCAUGUAUUGACGCUCUACCACAAGCACUAAACGGUUAAUCACAGUCAGUAUUAUGAUGUGCAAUGUAUUCAAAUGUUAUUCAGCUUUAUUUUUUAUGUUGUCUUUUUUUUGCCCCACAGCUUUUACUUUUUAUGAUAGACCAAAUCAAACUUUAGGUUAAUUUUUGCUCUCUCGUGUGUCGAAAUAUGACUUAGGUGCAUGGUAUCUGUUGGAAAUGUUGAUUCUUCAGUGCUUUCUGUUUUAUAUAUGACUAGUUUUAACACUUUACUCAUGAAAAGGGCAAAAUGACUCCGCGGCACAUUGUUGCUGAUGUAAACGUGAAUCCCCCUCGUCUCCUAUCUGAACAAGCCUCCAGUGUUAAAGCGUGGCGGCACUGGGAGCUUUACUUGACUUGAAAACAGUAACACAAUGAACCAAAGACUUUACGUCCAGAGGCCUUCUGUUUUACUUGGUUGACUCAUUAUGCAGAGGGGGAAAAUAUAAACCAUCCCUUUCAUUUGAAAGACAGAAGCCCAAAGCAGACAAAUACAAGUGCAUCUCAAAAAUUCAAUAUCAUGAAAAAGUUCUCUGUUUUCUGUGAUUUAAAUGAAGAUGUGAAACUUCCACAUAUUCAGUACACAUCUCAUACAAAAUGAAACAUUUCAAGGCUUUUGUUUUAAUCUUGAUUAUGGCUUUUAGCUCACAACAAUAAAAAAAAUCCAGUCAACUUUCUAUGAAUAUGCUUUGAUACAGCCUGACCUUUCAGCAGGGACCUCCUGUGGCUCCCCCUCCUGUGUCAACUAUUGUCUUCUAGACAAGAGUCAAGUCAGCAGUCUUCCCCAGGAUUGUGGUUGUGUGUAAAACAGAGUGAGAGAAGGAAGGCUCAGGAAACCUUUGCAGACAGGACUUUUCUACAAUAUUCUAAUAUUUUGAGA